GUACUUCCGGUCAACAAGAAGAGCGCGUUCAUCGACGUGCUUCGAGUAAAUACAAGGAUUUCAUUCAGAAUUUUGUUCAUGUUAUGAUAUCCAGGAAUAUAUGAGCCCACACCACCAUGCAAGGCUAUCAGCAUGGUCAAGGUCAGUGGCCAGGAGGUUAUGACAAAGGUGUGUCUAUGAUCAAACAAAGUGGAAGGGCACCUGAAAACACACCUGAAUGGUACAGAGAGAAGGAAACAGAUUCCCCCAGGAUGAGCAUGGUAACCCAUGCAUUGAAGUCCCUGCAAGACAUGCGUGGUGGUCAGAGUGGGAAGCGCCCUGCAGAGGGCUUGAGGGGAGAUUUUAGUGGACAUGGUGGAGUUCCUGAUGUCAAGAGGUCACGUUAUGACUCAGGAGGUCCACGAGAAUCGAUGAAUCAAGAUCAGAAUGACAGCUGGAGGUGUACCAAGUGUAACAGUAAGAACAUUGAAGGAAGAAACUAUUGCAUCCAUUGCUACUCAUCUCGGGAAGUUGCAGAGCUACAAUCCAAGAGUCAUGCAAAGGUGGAUGACGAGAAGGCCUGUACGCUCUACGUGUUUGACCUCCUGCUGACAACAACAACGUCUGAUCUGUUCAAGUACUUCUCCCAGUGGGGAGGCAUGAUUGAUGUCUACGUAAAGAUAAGAGAUGAUGGAAUUUCUUCAGGAAAAGGCCUUGUACAGUACAGGCGCCGAGAAGAUGCUCAGGCUGCUCUAGCUGCUUGUCCGCACAUCAUCCAGAAGAAACAAAUUCUUGUCUCGGACAAAAAGGGGGGAGAUCCAUGGAAAAGAAGAGACGAUAUGGACAAGCACAAACUGUAUGUGACCAACAUACCCCUUGAUGUGACUCAGGAUGAACUGUUUCAGUACUUUUCCCGGUGGGGAACCAUAUUCUCCUGUGAAAUAGUGGAAACAGAGCGUUCCAGAACCAAUAAGAUUGCCUUUGUUUCCUACACCAAUGAAGGAGACGCUCUGAAAUGUCUGCAGUCAAGUCACCAUUUGCGAAACAUGGAGCUGUCUGUACGUGUGUCGGUCAAGAGCAAAUCUAUGAUUAAAGAUGCAAAAGUUCCAGAUCGAAGGAAAACAGCAGCUGCUUUAGCAUCUUUGGAGAGCCACAAGCUGUUAGCGACCAACGUCCCUCCUGACGUGACUGAAGACGAACUGUUUCAGUACUUUUCCAUGUGGGGAAAAUUAUUCUCCUGCGAAAUAAUAAAAAACAAAGAGCGUUCCAGAAUCAGAAACAAAAACAGUAAGCUUGCCUUUAUUACCUACACCAAGGAAGAAGAUGCUCUGAAAUGUCUGCAGUCACGCCACAAUUUGCGAGACAGGGAACUGUUUGUACAUGUGUCGAGCAAGAGCAAGUCUAUGAUGAGAGCUGCUGAAGAUCCAAAGAAAGUAGCAUCUGCAAUAGCAUCUCUGGAGCUCUCAUUGAUCACGCUGUUUGUGUGCAACAUUCCCACUGACGUGACCUCAGAACAACUGUUAGAGCACUUCGCCAAGUGGGGGAAUAUCUAUGCAUGCAGAAUAGGAGGAAAUUAUGGCCGAAACAAUAACUUUGGCUAUGUUUGCUACAACAAGAAAGAAGAUGCUAUGAAAAGUCUGAAUGAGCCUCACAUUCUGAAAGACCAGAAGCUGUUUCUGCGCGUGUCGGACACAGUCAAACCUAUAAAUACAGAUUCAAAAGUUCCAGAUCGAAGGAAAACAGCAUCUUUGGAGAGGAUUAAAGAUGCAAGAGUUCCAGAUCGAAGGAGAAUAGUAGCUGCUUCAGCAUCUUUGCAGAGGAUUAAAGAUGCAAGAGUUCCAGAUCGAAGGAGAAGAGAAGCUGCUUCAGCAUCUUUGGAGAGGAUUAAAGAUGCAAGAGUUCCAGAUCGAAGGAGAAGAGAAGCUGCUUCAGCAUCUUUGGAGAGGAUUAAAGAUGCAAGAGUUCCAGAUCAAAGGAGAAGAGAAGCUGCUUCGGCAUCUGAAGAGUCGUCACUGAAGAUCAAGCUGUAUGUGUCCUACAUACCUGCUGGUGUGACUUCCAACGAACUGUUGAUGCACUUUUCCAAGUGGGGGAUAAUCCUCAAAUGCACAGUAGAAGGACUUAUUGGGCGAGACAAUGGCUACGGCUAUGUUUGCUACAACAGUGAAAGAGAUGCUCUGAAAUGUCUGAAUGAGCAACACUAUAUGCAAGGAAGGAAGCUGAGUGUACGUGUGUCAGACGAAAGCAAAUAUAUGAUUGAAAAUGCAAAAGAUCCAAAGAAAACAGCAGCUGCUUCAGAAUCUCCAGAGUCCUCACAGAAGAUUACACUGUUUGUAUCCAACAUACCUCCUGAUGUGACUUCCGAUGACCUGUUAAGGCACUUCUCCAAGCAUGGGAAAGUCAACAGCUGCAGAAUAGUUGGAAAAAUUGGAAACAAGGACACAAAGUAUGGCUUUGUUUCCUUCAACAAUGAUAAAGAUGCUUUUAGAUGUCUGAAUGUGACUCACAAACUGAGAAACAACUGGAAGCUGCAUUUACGGGUGUCAGACAAAAGCAAACCUCGGGACAAAACUGCAAUAGAUACAAAGAAUAUGUCAGCUGUUCAAAAGAAAAACUUAAACCGUCGCCUUUUUGUGAACAAUGUGUCUGCCGCGACCACCCUGAAAGAGGUGUACGACUACUUUGUGAAAUGGGGUGAACUGUCUUACUACGCACUCAGACCAACUGCCACAAAUAAGCUGAUUGCGUUUGUAACCUAUGCGGACAUGGAGAAUGCUUUGCAAUGCUUGAAUGCCGUUCACUUUCUGAAUGGCAAUUAUUUGUAUGUGCAUUGCGUCACUAAAGACAUGCAGGAACCACCAAGAGCUUCCGACUUGUGUAAGUCUGAUGUCUCCCGGGAUGCUUCUGCUAUACCUGCCAGAUCUCCCCAGGGUGCUCCUGCUGUACCUGCAAGAUCUCCCCAGGGUGCUCCUGCUAGACCUGCCAGAUCUCCCCAGGGUGCUCCUGCUGUACCUGCAAGAUCUGCUGGACCCUCCAGUCCUAGACAGACAUCUGAAACCUUUCCAUCUUGGAGGGAACAAAGACACUGUGAAACUGUCCAACCACAAAGAUUCCCUGAAACUUUCAAAUCACAGAGAUUGCAUGAAGUUAGUCAUCCACAAGAUGCCAUGGAGCCACAAAGGUUGCCUGAAGAUGUGUCACGAAGGAUGCCUGAACAUUUCCAGUCACAAAGAUUGCCAGAAACCUUCCAGUCACGUAGGAUACCUGAAGAUAUACAUCCACAAAAGUUACCUGAAGUGUACCAGCCAAGGUUGUUGCCUGAAGAUGUCAAGCCAAGAAGGCAGUCCAGCCCAGAACAUUUUGUUCCAGGUUUGACACCAGCAGACAGUGUCUCAGGCACACCACCAAAUAUUCCAUUAGGAACUGAAUAUGACUGCAAUGUUUCUGGAUGUUUCUAUAAAGGAACAUCAUUGCAGUUUGAGCGUCACUGGACAGAGCGACAUGAAGCAAAGGUUGUCGAUCUCAUCUGUCCAUUUUGUAGUAUGGGAUGUGUGGACGCAGAUGAUUUUUGUGAACACCUGGAUUUCUUUCACGGGAUCGAGGACAAAAUAGAAAUGUCAAAAUUCUUACAGAUGGCUAAACGACAGGAGAGAGAUAACAUUCACUUUGUCAUGCCAGGCAAUGUGACAAAGGAAAGCUGUAUGAGAGUUGCACAGCCUGUUCAACAUGAACCAACCAGAUUAAAAGCACCACCCCAACAAAAGACAGAUGCUGGAGAAUGCACGUUUACUGGCACUAUGGAUGAGUCCCUUAACCACUGGAACAAAAACCAUGUUUUUGAACUCAUUCACCUUAGGUGUCCAAUAUGCCCUAAAACAUUCAAGAAGGAAGCAUCUCUUAAAUUUCAUAUCAAACAUGUACAUCCGACAAUAGAGAUGUAUUCCGAAAAAGAACCAGAAGAUCUUGAGGCUUACUUUGAAGAGUCUCAGAACUUUAAUCUCGGAAGUAGUCAGAAUGAAACUGCUUUUCAUGAUUUGCAAAGAGAAGUACCCAAAUCCCGUACACCCACACAAACAAUUUCAGAUGUGUGUUCAAGAAGUAUUCAUGAUGGAAACAGGUCUACACAGACAAAGCCCACAGCUUCAUCCAGUCCACCAUUGCAGUCUGGCCAGAAUGUGCCAAGGCCCAACUUGGUACCCAGCUUGCCAACCCAGCAGCCUGUUCCCAGACUUGAUCCACCACCUCUGGCAACCCAUGUGCCACUUCCUCCACUACAGCUUAUUCAGUCUCAACAAAAAAUUGUCAGUGCUCCGCCAUUGAUGGACAGACACCCAGUCCCACCUCCUACAGAUAUACCCACCAAACAAGCAGUUCCUUUACUUGGGGUUGUAACACCCUUCUAUCCCUCAACAUCUGUCCCAAACCCUGUGCCACCUUGUGUAAGACCUUCAGUCUCAACGCCUCAACCCGCUGCUGCAAGUCCAUUUGAUCCACCAGCAUCUCCUCAGCCAUCUGUUACUGGGAUUGCAAAUACCUUUAGUCAAAAACCGGUGGCAGCUGCUUCAGGGCCUGAUGUGAGUGUUCAACCACACCAACCUCCUGCAUGCUAUUCCCAAACUGGACUUCAACCCCAAGAAAGUGCACAAUCACAUCAAGCUCCAAUAAUAGUUCCACCACAACCCCAAAUUGGUGCUCCAGUAGUAGAAGAUAUACAGGAAAAGUCUUCAAAAGAGGAGGAAUCCCAGAGUGAACCAAAGGUAACUGACAUAACAGCAAGUGCUGAAUUGAAAAGAUCUCUGCAGCCUGGUUCCGUUCUUGCUCUGAGACCAGAAUGGACAAAGACAUUGAAGGUUACACGCCCCGAAACAACAACUCUUGACAAAACUGAUUCUAUGAAAAAGAAGAGCUUCACAGCCCCAAGUAUAGAGACUCCAAAGUUCGAUGGAACAGACCCAGAUAGUGUCCGAAAGUUCUUACUUUGGAAUCAUAUAAUGAUGGAAAGAUUAGAGGAUGCUCAUAUUAAAGUAAGAAGAAGGCUUGAAGCAGAUGUGGAAGAAAGUGAUGAUGAUGAUAAAGAGCAUCUUCAGCAAAGGAAAGAUAACCGUGGUGUGGCAAGGGAAGUAUUUCAGCAAAGGACAGAUGGCCAUGGUCGGUCAAGGAAAGAAUUUCAGAACAGGAGAGAUUGGAAUGUGGAAAAAGAGGAACAUGUGGAAGUGUACGUGGAUGAAUUUGGGAAUGAAGAUGAAGAAUAUGCUCUGGCCUAUGUGGAUGAAGAUGGAGUUCAUGUGAUGGAUGAUGGUUUUGUGAUGGGAGAAGGAGGUCCUGUUAAAAAGGGAGAGAGAAUAGGUGAUGAAACUAGUGACAUGUAUCAUGGAAUAGACCAGGGGUCAAGGAGCAAUAGAAUCAGGGAAGAGUCAAGAAGUCAUGGUCAGAGGGGCUAUGGAGGAGGAGAAACAAGAAGUGGUCACAAAAAUCUUGAUGAAAGAGACAUGCAGAUUUACAAGAGAGGACAAGAGGAGUACAUUGAGGACGAUAGAUUUUCUGAGGAAGAGUAUUUAGAAUAUAGAGAGGAUGACAGAAUUAGUAUCAGUAGGAGAAACAGCAGUCACAGCAUGAGGAAGAAUGAGGAUAGAAGGUCACAAAGGUUUAAGGAGCAAGACUCUGUCUUGGAUGGAAGAAGACAUUUUAGCCCUCCCCUUAGCAGGUGCAUUGAAGGACGGGAAGAUGAAUUUGAGGCCUUUGAAGUUUCUGAUGAGCUCUUUGAUGAAGGUCAUGAACGUUUUGUUGAAGAGGCAGAUAAACAAGGAUCCAUUGCACAUGGCAAAAGUUCCAAAACAGAUGGAUCAGUGAGAAGGAGUGGUAAAGAAGGAAAGAGAGGUGGAGGAAAGGACAUAGUCUAUGUUGGUACCACAAAAUCUCGAAAGAUGCGUAGCAAGUGGACUGAUGAUGAAGAUGAUCAUGAGCAUUCAGCAAAGGAUAAAGGUACUUGUAUCAAAGAUAAGAAUGGAAAGUUUCAGAAUAGACACUUCAUGGGAGGUAAAACUCAGGGAGACAAGGAUAACAGCUCCAAGACAAAGGGUCAGAGCUUGAAGAAUAAGGAAGUCACCUCGGAGCAGGUCAGCAGAGGUAACAACAAGGAAAGCAAAGGUGGCGAUAACACUGAGGGAAACGAGGGGAAGCAAUUGGAACAGGAAGAUGAUGAUAUCAGCGAGGGUGAUUUCAGUGGAGAUGGUAGCAUCUGUGACAUGGAUGACUUUGACAUGGAUGACAUUGACAUGGAUGACAUUGACAUGGAUGACUUUGUUAUCAAGGAUGCAGUGUGAAUUGGAAACUCUUUAGCUAAUUAUCAUGAAGAUACAUGCCUUUUGUAAAGGGCAUAUGUCUUUAGCUAUAUAGCCCAGAAGGCAAGCUGGUAGAAGUGAGGGUGUUCUCAGUGGAGAUGGUAGCAUCGAUAAGUUUGACAUGGAUGUUGUGUAAAUUAUAAACUUUGUUGAUAAUCAUUAAGAAUAUACAUGCUUUUGGAAGGAGCAGAUGUUUGUACUCCUAUACCCAGGAGAACAAGCUGUUGGUGAUCCAACGUCACUUCUUUCCUUUGUGUGCUGAGGUAAACAUCAAAACCUAAUGUUUGGUGGUUUUCUGCUGGAUCAUGGUACAGAAAUCCAUUCUCACAAUUUCUUUACUCAUUCAGGAUUUGUCAGACGUAUGUUACUUUUAUUCAGAAAUCUAUAUUGCCACAUCCAUAAUUGAUGUUAUGCUAGACUGACAAGGCAAAUAACUGUAGAAAGUUGUAUUUUUGAUUUUGCAUCAUCAUUUCAGCCCUACCCCUUGUUCUUCUGAUGGACAGCAUUUUAGUGAUUGUAUCUUUGUAAGAUUUGUUUAUAUGUUAUUUCACAUUUUGAUAUACAAUGUGUUAUGCAUUUCUUUAUAACCUGCUGCUCUUAAGUACUGCAAGGUUGCAUCCUCUGUGUCAGUGGUUCAAUUAUGAUCCUUGGCCUGUCAACACAAUACCUGUGGGCUUCUAUGUGCUUCAUAGGCACGCCUCCCACUUAACAUGCUAUGAUAUAACUGAAAUACUCUUCAAAGAAAUGCACCACUUGCUUUUAUUUUUUUACGGUCUCUUUUUCAAGAUUUUGGUCACUAAAUUAAGUGAGUGUAAAGGCAGAUGACUCUGGCUGCCUUGUUAAAUGUGAAAUUACCUCCCUUUUUCACAAUCACAGAAUUCAUACCUCCAAGAGCUGGAAAGGAGUUGUAAUUGUGUUAAGUGUCGACUUCACAAUUGAUACAAUAAAUUAAACCAGAAAUCUAGAUCUAAGAGAAUUCACUGUGAAACCAACAAAAAACAAAGAAUUGUUAUACAAUAAACAAUUGCAGUACAAUAUGAACUAGGACGACAUGGACAAUAAUUUACGAGGAAUGACGGAUUAUAUGUCCCAAGUGAAAUUAAAGAUGUUGUUUCAACAUUAAUUUCACGAUGGACAAAAAAUCUGUCAUUCCUCAUCACGAGUAGUUUCUUGUUUUUUACUCAUCAUCAGCUUAUGAAUAACAAGCUGUAAAGAAAGAGGGGAAGUUGCAUUUCACCAUAUUCAUACGCAUGUGAAAAACAGCAUCAGAUUUGUGCUUUUUUACCUGAUCACAUACAGUCUACACUCAACACUUAGAUUCUACAAAUGCGAAAUAGUUAUUUUGAGCGGCCUUAAUUCUUUGACAAUUUAAGCAAUAUAUAAUGAAUUUGGGAGAUAAAUAUGCAUUUUGAUUCAUUUAUAAUUGUACAACAAUGAAUUUAAAAUGACUUGGCAUUGGUGUUAAUGCAAAAUUCAAACCUGUGUUAACAGUGUGCCAUUAUUCGCCUCAAAGUCACGAGCUCUCAUGACUACGAAAAAAAACCAACUGGUUUGGCUAUUCUCAACAAAAACAAUCUGUGUAAACUAAUUCUACAAAAAGUAAGGUUUUUUUGACAGACUCUUUCAAGUGAGCAUAUAUCUAACUUUGUCUUUUCGUUGUCUUUUAAACUCUCGCCCACUGUCAUAGAAUUUGUUUUAAACCGUGACAAUGCUAUUGUUUCAUUGUAAGGUAUCCCAAUGAGUUGGGUUUUUUAAUACUUUCUUGAAUGUCUUUCAUUUAGUUUAAAACGAGGUACUUGUGCUAAAACUGCUCAGUGGCUAUGUUAUGUUCGGUAUUCUUCCAACCAAAUUUCCUUCAAUCUUAAUCAGAGUUUCACUUUUAUCGGGAACAGGAAUGUUGACAUUGUUGUUUACAUGUAGGGAAAGCGGAUGAUUUAGUCAAUCAGAUUUUCACUUCUUACAAAUCUUAAUUAGUUUUUAUGAUUUGACUAGUCCAUUAUCAUAAACAUCAUGUGUGAACGAUAUUUUAUUUGGAUUAAUAACAAAUAUUUUAGAACACCUUAUGUUGCAGAUUUUACAUGACAAACCUCAUAUAUCAUUUGUGGAAAAUGACAAAUGAGAAAAAGUAGUUCCAUCAAUGUGUCAUUAACCAAUGAAGUUACAGGCAAUUGGGAUCGAUGACAUGUAUCAACCAAGUCAGCGAGCCUGACCACCCGAUCCCGUUCGUCGCCUUUUACGACAAGCAUAGUUGCCUUUUACGGCAAGUAUGGGUUGCUGAAGACCUAUUCUACCCCAGAAUCUUCACGGGUCCUGUAGCAACUAGCAUUGACAAAGGAAUUCAGAACAUUCAGAUAGCACUGACUAAGGAAUUCAGAACAUUCAGAUAUGACACCACCAGUUUAAAAUCGGCAUCCCCAUCAUCAUCAUCAUCAUCAUCAUCAUCAUCAUCAUCAUCAUCAUCAUCAUCAUCAUCAUCCAAUCUAUUCAUUCUUCUAAUACAGUACUUAUUAAAGAAAUCAGGCUAAUAUUUCCCGUGUCAAGGUAAAAGUUUGUUGUUUUAGUUGAUUUCCAAGAGUUUACACCCUAAGGGCUGUGGUCAUUUUAAAGAAAUCACUCAAUUAAUUGACGGUUUUAGAAACUGACAUGAGUUUUAUUUCUGAAAAGAAGAAUUAAAGAUCUUGAUGGUGUUUUUCUUUCAUUCCAGAAUUAACAUUUACAGAUUUGCAUUUGUAAACAAAGUAACUAUAAAAACAACUCCUAAACAACUUCAGUUCUUCUUUCUGCAUUGUGAAUACCUCAUUGGUGUAGUGGAUAGAGCAUAUACAUCAUUGAUCAGUGGUUCGGAUAGUGUCUGCCCAGCGUCAGGAAGGUUGGUGUUUGUUACCCUACCUGGUGCUUAGCAUUAAGGGAAUAAUAGAAGGACAGGUGGGCUCAGAGUCUGUAUACUGUGUCUGAGUGGAGUGUCCAUGUGGUAUGGUUUUUCUGUGGGAUAGCACUAUAAAGUCAGCAUUAAAGUCUGGACUCUCUCUCUCUCUCUCUCUCUCUCUCUCUCUCUCUCUCUCUCUCUCUCUCUCUCUCUCUCUCUCUCUCUCUCUCUCACUCACUCACUCACUCACAUGACAAUAUUCUUAAGUUUCUUUUAAACUGAUACAUGUCUUACACUGUCAGUUAUUCAUAUAAAUAUGCAACAACCUCAAGGUUUUGGGAUUUGCUCUAUUAGUCUUUGACUAUAUGUCCUUGUGAUUAUGUUUAUGUACUCUACUCUAAUUUCCUAGAUAUACUAAAAGAGAUGAGAAUAUUAUGUGUGUAUAUCAUCAAGUUUAUCAUGGAUGGUUUGUUUGUAAUUCAUACGAGCUAUGUUGGCGAUAACACACCCCUUGUUUCAUGCUGCUGUUGACAUUGAACUCUCCAGAUAAAUAACAAUUCACAGAUACCCUUGAUCUGUUCUCAUGGAGAGACUUUAUAGUUAAAUAAAAUAUACCCUUCA
Messenger RNA from Haliotis rufescens (red abalone), 9807 nucleotides. RefSeq lists its product as uncharacterized. The transcript is spliced from 42 exons. The coding region runs from base 117 to 6302 and encodes 2061 amino acids. The record is from RefSeq and is a predicted model, not a curated record. NCBI's taxonomy places the organism in Eukaryota, Metazoa, Mollusca, Gastropoda, Lepetellida, Haliotidae. Gene Ontology annotation, molecular function: RNA binding.